AUGCACGUCAAGGUGAUCUCGGCCGGCAAGCGAGGCAAGGACUAUGGCUACGUCGACGUGCCCGGUACAGCGCGCACUGUGGGAGACUUGAAAUGCGCGUUCGAGCAACACGCUGGCAUUGCCCGGGCCCGGCAGAGCCUCAAGUUGCAACAAGGCGCGCCGACUGACGCGCUCGUGGCGCUGGCGGACGACGCGAAGUUGCUCCAAGACGUCGGGGUCGUGGACCGCGCAACAUUAGUGUUUCGCGAUUUGGGUCCUCAAAUUGGGUACCGCACGGUUUUUGUGCUGGAAUAUUUGGGACCGCUUUUGAUCGUGCUCGGGUAUGCGACUCGACCAGCUCUUGUGUACGGGUCUCAAGCAGUGACAAGGCCAUGGCACGCGGCGGCUCGUUUUGGUGUCGCUUUCUGGACGCUGCACUUUGUCAAGCGGGAGCUCGAGACGCUGUUUGUCCACCGCUUUAGCCGCCCGACAAUGCCACUGCGCAACCUGUUCAAGAACUGCAGCUACUACUGGACGUUUGCGGCGGUCGUGGGCUUUCCCUUGUGCCAUCCAGAGUACACGGGACCCACGUCUUUAUUGCAGAUGACGGCCGGCCUCGUGCUCAUGGGGGUCUCGGAGCUGCUGAACUUGUGCGUGCACGUGCAGCUCCGGCACUUGCGUCCAGCCGAAGGGUCCAAAGCGCGCCCGAUCCCUAACGGACCGCUGUUUGCGCUCGUGUCGUGUCCCAAUUACACGUUUGAAGUGCUCGGGUGGGUCGGCUUCUCGCUGUUUACGCAAGUCGCGGCGAGCUAUGUGUUUACGGCAGUGGGGUUCCUGCAAAUGGCUGAUUGGGCGCUUAAGAAACACGUCGGGUACGUGAAGAGCUACGGAGACGAGUACAAGAAGCUGCGACGCAAAGCGAUUGUGCCGUUUGUGCUCUGA
Hyaloperonospora brassicae is the source of this 921-nucleotide messenger RNA. The record is from the annotation of a GenBank genome assembly. Lineage: Eukaryota; Oomycota; Peronosporomycetes; Peronosporales; Peronosporaceae.